Messenger RNA from Lathyrus oleraceus (garden pea), 1004 nucleotides. RefSeq lists its product as uncharacterized. Lineage: Eukaryota; Viridiplantae; Streptophyta; Magnoliopsida; Fabales; Fabaceae. The coding region runs from base 105 to 707 and encodes 200 amino acids. The transcript has 6 exons. The record is from RefSeq and is a predicted model, not a curated record.
AUACUCUAAAUCCCAAAAUAAAAAAUGCAAAAGAAGAGUAGUUAAUUUAUUAGUUGAUUCACUCUUCCCUUCCAUUCGGUUAGUUUGUUAGUAGAGUUGCGAAGAUGCCUACCGAGGAUGAAGAGAUCGGUAACGCACCUGGCACCGCCGUGCCUGUCCUGACUAGCAGUUCCAGCAACAACCCAAGACGACCGGGACGAAGAGCAGAUCCUUUCCUCAUUGUCUGUAGGUGUUUCAGUUUGAUUACCGCCAUAGCUGUAAUUCUCUGCAUCUCCGUCAAUGUCCUCUCCGCUAUUCGCUCAUUCAGAAACCCUAACUCCAUUUUCGAUGGCAUAUUUCGCUGUUACGCCGUUAUCAUUGCGGUUUUUGCGGUUCUUGCUGAGACUGAAUGGAGCUUCAUUAUGAAGUUCUGGCAGAUUCUGGAGUAUUGGGCAGCUAGAGGUAUGCUGCAGAUAUUCGUGGCAGUGAUGACCAGGGCUUUCCCUGACUAUAAUGGGGAGCGAAAAGAUCUAGUUAUUCUUCAAAACAUUGCAUGCUAUUUGCUUAUUUCUUGUGGCCUAGUUUACGUUGUCUCGGGAAUCCUUUGCGUCGGUUUUCUAAAACGUCAUCUCCAGAAGAAGGAGAUCACUAGAGAGCAAGCAGCCAAGGAUCUUGCGGAGUUGGAACGGCGUAGAGAAGAACUUGAAUCACUGCUUGUGACAGAAUAGGUUUGAAGGUUUGAAAAUAGAGGCUGGUUGUUACAGAAUAGGUUUGAAGGUUUGAAAUUAGUGCUGUAAUUGUCUAAUUACAUGGUGAAGACUGAAGAGACCACUGAAGCAAACUUGACCUAUGAAUGUCUGUGUUGUUUUGGUUGCCAUAUUGUUUGUUCAUUCUACGAAGCAAUUAAGUUACAUUCUUUUAGGUGCAUAAUUGAUCUAUUUUGUGUAAAAAUGUAAAGGUGAUAUUCGAUAUGGUGUUUCAACUUUUGAUUCAUGUGGAAAUGGAGUUAACAUCUUCGCUGCCUA